AUGGGGAAUGUGCCAACAAAAGAAGCAAGAAGUAGGUCCAACUCGAACGUUUCUGAUUUCCACAAUGGUGGAGGAUCCAGUUCCAAUACUUUCACAACUAAUGGCUCCUCUUCAUCUUCAUCAAAUGGACGUCAUUCAAAACAUCUUCGUAAAGGGAGUAGCCUUACUGGACUUGUAAAUGGUCAUCAACGAUCAACUUCAUCUGAUUUGAGAAAAGCCAAACGUCAAGAAGAAAAAGACCAAAAGCAAUAUCAUCAUUAUAGUCAACUAAUUGUUAAACUUGAUGAAAAUGUUGAUGGUGGUUUCUUGGCACCAUAUGGAACUUAUAAAUCGAAUCUUGAUUUUGAUACUGAUAUAGUUCGAUCAUUGAUUGUUAACCGCGAAUUAUCACCAUUCUUUACUCCAUUACAAGAUUAUGAUCAGAGUUGGACCGAUGAUGAAUUAUGCAUCUUGUUAUCACAAUUGCCUUUACAUGCAUUAGAAGAACCAACUGAGUUGAAUGGUUUUGAAGAAGAAGAAGAUGCUGAUAGUCACAAGAUUCAUAAAAGUGCCAACUAUUACAAGCGACAGGAAGAGAAAGCCAAGUUGAAACUGUUGAUUUCACGGAUGAAAGAGAUUCAAAAGGAUGCAGAACAGAGAUAUAUUGAUUCAAAGGGUAAGUCAAAGCAAAUUCCUAGUAGGGAUUUAUUAUUAAGGUUAUAUCGAAAUCCGAGUGAAUGCCCAAUUUGUUUCUUGUAUUAUCCCAAACAUUUGAAUGUUUCACGUUGUUGUUUGCAACCAAUAUGUACUGAAUGUUUUGUACAAAUUAAACGUUUGGAUCCUCAUCCACCUCAUGAUGAUCCAUCAAAUCAUCAAGCUGGGGAACAACCACAUUCACUCAUUUCAGAACCGGCUAGUUGCCCAUAUUGUGCUAUGCCAGAGUUUGGAGUUACAUAUGAUCCUCCAUUAGAUAUACAUACUGGAAUAGGUGGAAUACUACCGGGAGAUUAUAAAGCAACAAGUGCUAUAUUGGAGGAUGAAGAAGGAGGUGUUACCAAUGAUAAUGAUGAAGCUGUUGCUGAUGAUGAUGAUUCUGCAAGUAGCCCCUCGCCAGUGAGGAGUAAUCGAAAGAGUAUCGGUUCUCCUAUACCCACAUCUCCACCACCUCCCAAUUCGAUGCAAAAUAAAUUGUGGCCACAAAAGAAAAAGGGUAAACAACGCACCAGAAGAAGUUCUGUAGCAGCAAAUGCACCAGGGGUGAUUACCAUAGAUAAGAUUCGACCCAACUGGGAACAAACUUUAAACAGUGCUAGAAACAAAUUGGCAAGAAGAGCAGCUACUGCAAGUGCAAUUCAUGCUAGCAAUUUGAUUAUUAAUGAUGGUGAAGGAGAGGGUUCUGGUAGCAAUAAGGGCAAUAGUAAUUCCAGAGUAAGAUCAAGCACUAUGGGAUCAUCAAGUUAUGAUGCAACUGAUUAUUCAUUGGUUGAGCAACAAAUGAUAAAUGAGGCGAUGCGGUUGUCAUUGUUGGAUGAAGAAGAAAGAAAAAGAAAAGCUGAACGGGAUCAAAAGUAG
Lodderomyces orthopsilosis Co 90-125 is the source of this 1551-nucleotide messenger RNA. RefSeq names its product Sip5p (gene SIP5). The transcript has a single exon. Gene Ontology annotation, cellular component: cytoplasm. The coding region runs from base 1 to 1551 and encodes 516 amino acids. The record is from RefSeq and is a predicted model, not a curated record. NCBI's taxonomy places the organism in Eukaryota, Fungi, Ascomycota, Pichiomycetes, Serinales, Debaryomycetaceae.